This is a messenger RNA of Rhizophagus irregularis DAOM 181602=DAOM 197198, 1359 nucleotides long. The record is from RefSeq and is a predicted model, not a curated record. NCBI's taxonomy places the organism in Eukaryota, Fungi, Glomeromycota, Glomeromycetes, Glomerales, Glomeraceae.
AUGGUAGAUGUUAUUGCAAAGGUCAUCGAAGAUUUCAGUGCCCGUGACUUACAUUCGGCACUUCUGGUUAACCGAGAAUGGUGUCGAGCCACUGUUCCAAUGUAUUGGAAGGCUCCAUUCAGUUUUACAAUGAAGAGGAGUACCACCGCAUUGAAGGUUUAUGAAUCAUUUCUUGAAACGGCAGAAAAGUCUACGCAGCAAACGGUUCAAAAGCCUUUUUUCGAUUACCCAUUGUUUAUCAAAGAACUCAAUUAUACAAACUUAUUGGCUUGUUUAAAAAUGUAUGAAAUGGCUAAGAAAGUUGAAGCAAUACUUCAAAUGCUAACAAAGUAUGAGAUUCGCCUAAAAACUUUUAUUAUAGAUAAUACUGGUGCGAAUAAUGAAAGAUCACAUUUGGAUAUUCAUCUUCAUGAUACUUCCGUUCCACGUGCCGAAGAAUCGAUCAAUCAUCUUAAGGAACUUUUAUCUGCUCAAACGCGUCCCUUGAACCUUCGAUUGGUAUUUCCAAGCGGAUCUGGGAGAUCGCUGCUCGAAACAUUUCAGUCCCGACUUGAGUCCUUCAAACGUCUUGAACUUGUAAAAUGGAACUUCAACGGUUGUGAUUGGGAGUGGUUGAAAAGGUGUUCCAAUUUGGUCGAAUUUGCCAUCACAAGCCCUUCACCUCAGGUUUCUGAGAUUUUAGGUACUAAAAACGAAAGUUAUCGUUUAAAAGUUUCGAAAAAUUCAAAGAUUUUGACCGAACAUUGGCAUUUUAACAAAAAUGACGAAAUCCCUUUAAAGUUUUACUUUCACUUGGAUAAAUCUUUGAUGGAAUCACAAUCUCUGAUUAUAACUCAACCACGAGUUAGUCGCCGGACAAAUGAUCCUAAAAAGUUACAAUAUAUUUGUGCCAACGCCAUGAUUAAAAUGUUUAAAGAACUCGAUUAUUAUUUUUCAGAAGAUGAAGACAAUUACUUAAGUACUUACGACGAUUACGAUGAUGGUUAUGACGAAUCUCUUGGCAUAAGUUACGAAUCAUAUUUGGAUUCCCAAUUUGGAUGGGUUGCUGGGAUGUAUCCUGAAUUUUUGCAAGCUUUUGCCAAUAGUAGUAUUCCAUAUUUUGGUACUUUCCCACAUGCUUUUUGCACAUACCAUAGUGUUAGACCAAGACAUUUCCUUGGCGCAGACAAUGAGGAUGGAAUAGAAGCCAUACUCUCAGCUUGUAAAGGCCACUCCUUACAUGAAAUCAUUGAUGGCAAUAAGCCACUUCAUCCUGUCAUUGAUUUCGAUUUGCCAAAAGAUAUAUUAGAUACUAUCACACCCAAACUUUUGGACAAUCAGAUUAAAACACACCUCUUCAUAUUUCAACUUUCAGCAUGA